Messenger RNA from Entrophospora candida, 2025 nucleotides. The record is from the annotation of a GenBank genome assembly. Lineage: Eukaryota; Fungi; Glomeromycota; Glomeromycetes; Entrophosporales; Entrophosporaceae.
AUGACAAACAACAACAACGACAAUACUAGUGCUGGUUUUUCUGGAGAUGUAAAUCGAGCAAACGAUAACAAUUAUAGAAACAGUAAUUAUAGCAAUUUAACUAUACUAAAUAAUGCUGCUAUAGCAAAUGAAUAUGAACAUACGUCAUUGUUAAAUAAUUUAUCUAGACACAGCAAUAAUUAUGGCAAGAACACAGAUGUUUUAAUACCAAUAGAAGACCAUUGUUGGUCUCCAAGUUCGAGAAUAAAUACAUCAUUGUUUCGUGAUUGGAACAUGUUAUCAUUAAGGAUAGCGGUAUUUCCUCAUACGCACCAUCACCAUAAUAGUAAAGAGGAUGAAUUUGGAAGAUAUAAAUAUAUUGGAAUGGUGAUGUUUUUUAUCAGUAUUAAUUCGGAUUCUUUGAUUAAACAUGGCUGGAUAUUCAUUUUUCAAGAUAAUCAAAUCACAGUGUCUGAAUUCUACUCUGAUUUCCAUUUUGAAUUAAUUAAUUGGAAAGCGAUGCAGGAAACCAUCCCAACAAUGCUUACACUUGCAUACUUUACGAUACUAAAUGUUAAUAUAAACAUUAAUAAAUUGGAAACUUCACUUGAUGACCAUCAUCAAUUAAAUACAGAUCGUGAACUGAUGGUUCAAGGAGUUUCCAAUUUAAUUGCAGGAACUUUUCAAGGAGUAAAUAAUCAUGUUGUGGGACUGAUACUUGCAUUUUGUAUUGGUAUAACAGUAUAUUUUGGACAACUAUUACUACUCAUUAAAUACAUUCCAACAAUAGCUGUAAGCACAAUAAUCUUCUACUUGGGACUGGAGAUGAUCCGAGAGGCAUUGGUAGACUCAUGGAAUAUUUUCAAUAAAUUGGAAUAUUUAAAUAUCAUAGCCACAAUGGGUGCAAUGACAUUCAUUGGAUUUGUUGAAGGAAUAUAUUUAGGAAUUGCAAUUUCUUAUAUAACUUUUAUGUUAUCAAAUUAUCAAAAUGGAGUGAUUAGAACAACAUGUUCGGGUAAUUCAGAUAGAUCUUCUGUCAGGAGGCAUUACCGAGAUCAUAAAUUUCUUGAAAAAGUUGGUAGUCAAAUCUAUGGAAUGGAAUUACAAGGUCAUAUGUUCUAUGGAGCAAUUAAAGGGGUUGAAGAUAUUAUAAAGAAAACUUUGAUUGAUUGUGAAAAGAAAGGAGAUCCAAUUAAAUUCUUAAUUUUGAAUAUGCUUUGUGUCACUGGAUUUGAUAUUAAUUCUGUCCAUGUGCUUGAAAGCAUUCAAAAGCAUCUUCAACAUCAAAAAGUAUAUCUUGUAAUCUGUGGACAUGAAUCUCAGGAAGGUUGUGUAACAUUGGAGAAAUUAUCAUUUUGGAAUGAUGUUACAAAUGAUUAUGUAAAGUUUUUUGGUGAAUUUAAUGAGGCACUAGAAUGGUGUGAAAAUUCACUCUUGGGAACUUUUUAUGCUAAACACAGACCAUUAUACAGUAAUAAUCAACUUGUUGGAGUACAACAUCAAACCACAUCAUCCUUACUUAAUGAUGAGUCUUUUUGCAGUCCUCAAGUUGAAGAUGCUGGAAGAAGCAUAUUUGAAAAUGAAAUUUGCCUUAAAAGUAAAAACAAAUUUGUAAAUAUUUUGAUGAAAGCAUUCAAAGAAAUCACCAAUGAAAAAGAAGAAUUUUUCAAUUUUCUAGUUCCAUAUUUUACAAAAGAAGAAAUACAAAAGGACUCACAACUGUGGUCAAAAGGUGAUGAUCCAAAUUGUAUAUAUGUGGUGGAACAGGGACAAUUGAGCACAUGGAUUCCAGCAGAAAACAAUAAACCAAAUGUAAUUGAGAGAAUCUUGCCACUUACCAUGGUAGGUGAAUUGGGAUUUUUCACUGAUAAUCAGCGACCAACAAAUUUAGAGACAAAUACUCUGUGUGUUCUAUGGAAAAUGGAUCAAGCUUCUUAUUUAAGGAUGAUGGGACAUAAUCCCAUUUUAGGAGCCAUGUUUAUGAAAUUGGCAGUGAAAUUCUCUGUAGAAAGAUUACGCAUGUUAAAUUGUUAUGCCAUUGAUUAA